AUUAAAAAAACGUUCAAACUAUUAAUAACUAAAAAAAUAAAUCAUGGAACGUUGGCAAAAUAAAGUGGCAGUAGUUACAGGAGCCAGUUCAGGUAUAGGAGCUGCUAUUGUUAGAGAUCUCGUCAAAAACGGUUUACAAGUUGUGGGUCUGGCUCGAAGAGUUGAGAGAGUAAACGAUAUAAAACAACAAUUGCCCGUAAAUUUACAAUCCAAACUAACGGCUUUACAAUGUGAUGUAUCCAGUUGGAAAUCGGUUAAUAAAGCUUUCGAUCAAAUCAUCUCCCUUUAUGGUGGAGUUGAUAUUUUAGUCAAUAAUGCUGGCUGCAUGAGUAAGGGAAAAUUAUCUACAGGAAAUCCUGAAGAAAUACAAAAAGUUUUACAAACCAAUGUUAUGGGUGUAGUAUAUUGCACCCAGAGAGCUUUUAAAUCAAUGAAGGAACGCAAUUUUGAUGGUCAUGUUAUAUUGCUUAAUAGUAUAUCGGGACAUCGUGUUAGAUGUUUACCCAAUUACUUACCCGACAAUAAUAUAUAUGCACCUUCUAAGUUUGCCAUCACAGCCAUAACAGAAAUUUACAGGCAGGAAUUUAAGGGAUUGGGUACUAGAAUAAAAAUAACUAGCAUAAGUCCUGGUGCUACUGAAACUGAAAUUAUACCCGAUAGCAUGAAACAUACUGUGGCAGCUAUGUUAAAACCAGAGGAUAUAGCACAAGGAGUUGUAUACGUGCUCUCCACACCACCUCAUGUUCAAAUACAUGAAAUGACUAUUAAACCAGUUGGGGAAAUGUUUUGAUUUAUAAAUUCCUUACAAAUACAAAAUCAAAUUAUUAUUAUGUUUCCAAUUUGUCAUUAGUUUGUUAAUCGUGGUUCAGUUAACUAUUUUUUAAAUUAAAUAAUAUAGACAAAUAUAAUCUAUUAUUUGAAAAAUAUAUAUUUUAAAAAGUU
Molecule: messenger RNA, 942 nt
Organism: Lucilia sericata (common green bottle fly)
Lineage: Eukaryota; Metazoa; Arthropoda; Insecta; Diptera; Calliphoridae
Product: farnesol dehydrogenase-like
Exons: 2
Coding region: 44-790 (248 amino acids)
Source: RefSeq, a predicted model, not a curated record